Messenger RNA from Cylicocyclus nassatus, 983 nucleotides. The record is from the annotation of a GenBank genome assembly. Lineage: Eukaryota; Metazoa; Nematoda; Chromadorea; Rhabditida; Strongylidae.
AUGUGGGCGCUGCUUCUGUUCGAUAUACUUCCAUAUGUACUAGCAGAUUGCCCCAUAGGGACCACCUAUCAUCCAGAAUUCAAUAGAUGUUACCUGUUUGUAUCGGAACCGCAGCCUUUUGGACUUGCCGAAGAUGAAUGCGCUUCCAUGAAAGGGCAUGUCGUAUCAGUUUCUAAUGGUUUUGAAAAUGCAAUGUUGGCUGAAUCAGUUUUGACGCAAAACAUUCGAGUGCCAUAUUUUAUCGGGGCAAACAAGUUGCAAGGUAACUGGAGCAAUUCCGACGGUUCUCCACUGAUAUACACUAACUGGGCACCAGGUCAGCCAUCUUCAACGGGGACGUGCGCAGUUGCUUCUGCUCCCAAUGGGAUUUGGAAUACCACUUCUUGCGCAAAUGCUUUUCCUUUUAUCUGCGCUAUACCAGAAAGCGCUCAUCCAGCUGUCACAUGCCCCACAUGUCCCACUCCAACAUGCCCUCCUCCUCCAAGAGAGCCAGGACAUUGUGACUCAGAAUGGACAUACUUUAAUGUGACGGAUUCGUGCUAUAGGCGAUUCGUUUGGGCAGAUUUUGAUAACGCCGAGGAGGUCUGCGUAGCCAAUGGUGGUCAUCUUGCGUCUAUUCACAGCUUGCAAGAGAACACCUUUGUGAAUGAGGUAGCUGAAUCCGGUAUGGAUUACAGCGACAGUAGUUCUCUAACAUGGAUAGGGCUAACGCAGGCAAAUUACCCCACCAGCGCAACUUGGACAUGGACCGAUGGAUCACCUUAUGAUUACAAAGACUGGGCUCCAGGUGAGCCGAAUGACACCAAGGGGCAGGAGCACUGUGUACAGAUACACAGUGACUAUGUGGGAAAAGAUCCGUCAAAGGACAGUAGUUACCGCCGUUGGAACGAGAUCCCUUGCAGCACGAACAUGAGAUCAUAUGUGUGCAAGAAAGCAGCUCUGCACUGAUCACCGACUGGCUUUCUCAAGAACCGAAAUAAAUC